Molecule: messenger RNA, 2903 nt
Organism: Cebus imitator (Panamanian white-faced capuchin)
Lineage: Eukaryota; Metazoa; Chordata; Mammalia; Primates; Cebidae
Gene: NUP93
Product: nucleoporin 93
Exons: 22
Coding region: 156-2732 (858 amino acids)
Biological process (GO): protein import into nucleus; poly(A)+ mRNA export from nucleus
Cellular component (GO): nuclear pore
Molecular function (GO): structural constituent of nuclear pore
Source: RefSeq, a predicted model, not a curated record
AGUUCGUUUGGCGGCGCGCCGCGCGGGGACUUCUGGGAGCGGCCAGCCUUGGCCAAUCAGGAAGCGGGGAAGAGCGGCGCGAGAAGCUGCUGCCGCGUACUCUAGCCGGUACCCGAGCGGUGGAGACAGCUGUUGUACAAGGAUCUGCAUCUCCAAUGGAUACUGAGGGGUUUGGUGAGCUCCUUCAGCAAGCUGAACAGCUUGCUGCUGAGACUGAGGGCAUCUCAGAGCUUCCCCAUGUGGAACGGAACUUACAGGAGAUCCAGCAGGCGGGUGAGCGCCUGCGUUCCCGUACGCUCACACGCACGUCCCAGGAGACGGCAGAUGUCAAGGCGUCUGUUCUCCUCGGGUCUCGGGGACUUGACAUAUCCCACAUCUCCCAGCGACUUGAGAGUCUGAGUGCAGCCACCACCUUUGAGCCUCUCGAGCCUGUGAAGGACACAGACAUUCAGGGCUUCCUAAAGAAUGAGAAGGACAAUGCCCUGCUGUCUGCCAUUGAAGAGUCCCGGAAGAGGACCUUCGGCAUGGCUGAGGAGUACCAUCGAGAGUCAAUGUUGGUUGAAUGGGAACAAGUGAAACAGCGAAUUCUGCACACACUGCUGGCGUCAGGAGAAGACGCCCUUGACUUUACUCAAGAAAGCGAGCCAAGCUACAUCAGUGAUGUGGGACCCCCUGGUCGAAGCUCUCUGGAUAGCAUCGAGAUGGCCUAUGCCCGGCAGAUUUAUAUCUAUAAUGAGAAGAUUGUAAAUGGACACCUGCAGCCUAACCUGGUGGACCUUUGUGCUUCUGUUGCGGAGCUGGAUGAUAAGGUAGCACCUGGAGCUAAGUCAAGUAGAAACUGGGGUCCAGUGUUCCCAUGGGGUUACUGUAUUUCGUUUGAAGUCGUUAGGCUUUUACUCCCCACUCAGCAGUUUCCCUCCUUACACAAUCUAAUGAGCUCCUUAAUGAGAGCUGAAUUGUCAAGGCCCUGCCCUUCCAGCUGUAGUCUAAUGUCAUGGAUAUGGGCAUAUAGGUGUGUAAUAAAUGUUUUCAGUCUUCCUUGUUUUUUUCUUUUAUUUUUUUUCAGUUAUAAGAAUUACACCCUUGUGACUGUCUUUGGAAAUUUGCAUCAGGCCCAACUGGGUGGGGUGCCUGGGACUUAUCAGUUGGUUCGAAGUUUCCUGAACAUUAAACUUCCAGCUCCCUUGCCUGGGCUACAGGAUGGAGAGGUGGAAGGCCAUCCUGUGUGGGCACUGAUUUACUACUGCAUGCGCUGUGGAGACCUGCUUGCUGCUUCACAGGUAGUUAAUCGAGCCCAGCACCAGCUGGGAGAGUUUAAAACCUGGUUCCAGGAGUACAUGAACAGCAAGGACAGAAGAUUGUCCCCAGCUACAGAAAACAAGCUCCGGCUGCAUUACCGCAGGGCUCUCAGGAACAAUACCGAUCCCUACAAGCGGGCUGUGUACUGCAUUAUUGGCAGAUGUGAUGUCACUGACAACCAGAGUGAAGUGGCGGACAAAACUGAGGACUACCUGUGGCUGAAGUUGAACCAAGUGUGUUUUGACGACGAUGGCACCAGCUCCCCGCAAGACAGGCUCACUCUCUCACAGUUCCAGAAACAGUUGUUGGAAGACUAUGGUGAGUCGCACUUUACAGUGAACCAACAGCCGUUCCUCUACUUCCAAGUCCUAUUCCUGACAGCACAGUUUGAAGCUGCAAUUGCCUUUCUUUUCCGCAUGGAGCGGCUGCGCUGCCAUGCUGUCCAUGUGGCACUUGUGCUGUUUGAGCUGAAGUUGCUUUUAAAGUCAUCCGGACAGAGUGCUCAGCUCCUCAGCCACGAGCCUGGUGACCCUCCUUGCAUGCGGCGGCUGAACUUUGUGCGGCUCCUCAUGCUCUACACCCGGAAGUUUGAGUCCACGGACCCAAGGGAGGCCCUUCAGUACUUCUAUUUCCUCAGAGAUGAAAAAGAUAGUCAAGGAGAAAACAUGUUUCUGCGCUGUGUGAGUGAGCUUGUGAUUGAAAGCCGAGAGUUCGAUAUGAUUCUUGGGAAACUAGAGAAUGACGGAAGUAGAAAGCCUGGAGUCAUAGAUAAAUUUACUAGUGACACAAAGCCUAUUAUCAACAAAGUUGCUUCCGUGGCAGAAAAUAAGGGACUAUUUGAAGAGGCAGCAAAGCUGUAUGACCUUGCCAAGAAUGCCGACAAGGUACUGGAGCUGAUGAACAAACUGCUGAGCCCUGUCGUCCCCCAGAUCAGUGCCCCGCAGUCCAACAAGGAGAGGCUGAAGAACAUGGCGCUCUCCAUUGCCGAACGGUAUAGGGCUCAAGGAAUAAGCGCAAAUAAAUUUGUGGACUCUACGUUCUAUCUUCUUUUGGACUUGAUCACCUUUUUUGACGAGUAUCAUAGUGGCCAUAUUGAUAGAGCUUUUGAUAUAAUUGAACGCUUGAAGCUGGUGCCUCUGAAUCAGGAAAGUGUGGAAGAGAGAGUGGCUGCCUUCAGAAAUUUUAGCGAUGAAAUCAGGCACAACCUCUCAGAAGUGCUUCUUGCCACCAUGAACAUCUUGUUCACACAGUUUAAGAGACUCAAGGGGACAAGUCCAUCCUCGUCAUCCAGGCCCCAGCGAGUCAUUGAGGACCGCGACUCUCAACUCCGCAGUCAAGCCCGAACCCUGAUUACCUUUGCUGGAAUGAUACCCUACCGAACGUCUGGGGACACCAAUGCAAGGCUGGUGCAGAUGGAGGUCCUCAUGAAUUAAGUGCCAUGCUUUGCGGGCUUCUGGGUCUGCACACUGUCAGUACAUCAGGCACAUGGGCCCACUAGGGUGGGGUUUCUGGUUUUGUUUCUGUUGUGUUUUGGUUUGGUUUCUGUAUUAUGUAUUUUUGUCAACACCAAUAAAUUUCUUUGAUUUGUAUUUCUUUUCAACAUU